This is a messenger RNA of Cicer arietinum (chickpea), 1263 nucleotides long. RefSeq lists its product as uncharacterized. The record is from RefSeq and is a predicted model, not a curated record. Gene Ontology annotation, molecular function: protein binding. Lineage: Eukaryota; Viridiplantae; Streptophyta; Magnoliopsida; Fabales; Fabaceae.
CCGCAACCCUUCCGUACCAAACCCAAUUUCCCCCUUUACACACACACACACACACACACACACACUCUCUCUCUCUCUCUCUCUCUCUAAACCUCACACCGAAAACUACACUCCAAUCUUUCGAUUCCUACUUUGUUUCCAUUUCAUAACUACACCAAUUUCUCCCCUAAGGACCAGCCGCUACUAUUUUUUUUCUCCGCUACCAUUGUUUUACCGAGGAAUAAGAAAAAGCGUUCUUAGGGUUUUUUAUUCUCUGCGACCCUUUCAGCAUUUGUGUUCCCUGCACCUUAUUCUAACGAUAUUAGGGUUCAUCAUUUUGGGGCUAAUUUUUGUUCUUUUUUUAUUUGGAACUAACUAAAUUGUUUAAGAUGUAUGCUGAUCGGGUGGAGAGUGGAACGAGAAGGUCUGUGAAGGAACGUCUUGAUGGGAAUAGCGUCACUGUCUCUAGUCGGCAGCAACGCCAAGUCACUGGGAAAAGGCAGAGGCAAGAUGACAAGUGGGAACAUGAUCUAUUCAAUGAUGAUGAACCCUGGAUCACUAAUCGCAAAGUUACUCGUCAAGAUCUCCGUGUUAAGCUUCAAAAGAAAGGUCUUCAACCUGAUACCCAAAGUGGAAAGAGUUCUGCUCCAAACAUCCGGGAUCUUCGUGAAAGACUAUCAGGGACAAUGAAUUCACAGCCUAAAAAUACCGAUCCACCAAAGUCAAAAGUGAUUGCUAAACCGAGCAGUAAAAGUGCUGGUGUUGAGGCUCCUGCAGUCAAAAGACCUGCUAACCCAGCUCCUAAAAGGGCACGGAAGGAUGAUACAUCAGUGGAUGAAUUUUUGCUGUCCUUGGGUCUCGAAAAGUAUCUCAUAACUUUUCAGGCUGAAGAAGUUGAUAUGACAGCUCUCAAACAUAUGACUGAUGAGGACCUCAAGGCUAUGAGUAUACCAAUGGGGCCAAGAAAGAAGAUACUUUUAGCUUUGGAUUCAAAAGUCUAAACAUUCAGUGUUGAAAUUGACGUUCUUCGCUGGAUGAACCUGGACCUGCUGCUUACGGACAAUGGGGGAAGAUUGAUUAGUAUCUCAAAACUAAGUGUAAUAGCAUGUUUCUUUGACUAUUUUCAUUUUUCUUGUCUUACUUCCCCUAUUUUUUUUAAGACAUGAAUCAGAUUAGUUUUGUAGUUUAUUUGGCAAAACCCUUCAAUCUCCUAAAUUUCUUAAUUGUACUUAGUUAUUAAUGGAUUUCAAAGGAGUUUGCCUUUUAAUUUGUCCAAGGUUUGAA